Molecule: messenger RNA, 1091 nt
Organism: Drosophila obscura
Lineage: Eukaryota; Metazoa; Arthropoda; Insecta; Diptera; Drosophilidae
Gene: Su(var)205
Product: heterochromatin protein 1
Exons: 5
Coding region: 159-785 (208 amino acids)
Biological process (GO): negative regulation of transcription by RNA polymerase II; chromatin organization
Cellular component (GO): nucleus; pericentric heterochromatin
Molecular function (GO): chromatin binding
Source: RefSeq, a predicted model, not a curated record
GCAUCGCAGGACCGGCGUCACUUCAGAAGGCGCAUUUUUGUGGGACAUUUUUUUCAUUCUGCAAUAUUUCGGCGAGGACGUUAUAACCAGUAUACCAAGCUGCUGCUUCUUCCUGUUUAUUUAACCCAGCCAAGUGUUCGCUUAAUAUACAAAAAAAAAUGGGCAAAAAGACUGAAAAUCCCGAAAAUGCCGAUGGCACACAGUCCGACGAGGAGGAGGAGGAGGAGUAUGCCGUCGAGAAGAUUUUGGAUCGUCGUGUGCGCAAGGGAAAGGUUGAAUACUAUCUGAAGUGGAAGGGCUAUGCCGAGACCGAGAACACAUGGGAGCCGGAAAGCAAUCUCGAUUGUCAAGAUCUUAUUCAGCAGUACGAGCUGAGUCGCAAGGAUGAGGAGAAGGCGGGUGGCGGCAAGAAGGAUCGUCCCGGCAGCAGUGCCAAAGUGAAGGAAACGGGACGCAGCUCCACUGGCACCGGUGUGCCAGCCAGCAAACGCAAAUCAGAGGAGCCGUCGGCAGCAGCACCAAAUGGCAAAUCAAAACGCUCAGAGCCUGACCAGGAUAGCAGCGACUCGAAUGGUUCGACCACAACAGGCUUUGAUCGCGGCCAGGAGGCCGAAAAAAUACUGGGGGCCUCCGACAACAAUGGCCGCCUCACAUUCCUGAUUCAGUUCAAAGGUGUGGACCAAGCCGAGAUGGUGCCAUCGUCAAUAGCCAAUCUAAAGAUACCACAAAUGGUGAUUGCCUUCUACGAGGAGCGCCUCUCCUGGUACUCCGAUAACGAGGACUAGCAUCUCCCUCCUCGGUUGCCCCAAGCGUGUGACCCAUGAGUAGAAGUUUUUCCCCAGAAAAGCCCCGAGUACAUAAUAUUAAACCCAUAUAUAAUUAGUUACCUAGUUUAAUCUCAAGGACACACCCUUUUAAUUUGAGAUAUAUCCCGAACCGCGAGACAUGCGCUUCGAUCACAACAAAAGCACCCUAACUAUAUAUUUUUUACGUCUCUUCAUCUCCAACCCCAACAACAAUUAACAUGUAUUUCCAUGCAAUUUAAAAUGAAUAAAAUGGGAACUUGAGUUCUAAAAGAUCAGGAAAAAGUA